AUGCGUUCCUUUGCCCUCCUCUCCUUUGCAGCUUCUUUGCUCGGAAGCGUCUCUGCCAGCCCUGCUUUAGUAAACCGCGCUGUUGCAUUCAACCGAACUGUUGCUCCAGCCGGUGCAAUUGUCGUUGAUCAAACUGGUACAAUUGCCGGCUCCUACACCACAUUCCAAGCGGGUGUCAACGCACUAUCCGCCACCACAACCGAAGCUCAAUACAUUUUCGUAGCUCCCGGUGUCUACUUCGAGCAAGUGUAUCUCCCACAAAUCGCAUCUAACCUUACCAUCCAAGGUUAUACCAACGAUUUCCGCGCGUACUACUACAAUGAGGCUACGCUCACCUACAACCUCGCCCUCAUCAACACCACCUCAGAUGAUUUAACCGCCACGUUCCGUGCCCACAACACCAACACCAAGGUGUACAACAUGGUCAUCAAGAACACAUUCGGUCACAUCAACUCCAAUGGACAGAACCUUGCUCUCUCCUCCUACGCCUCCAACGUCGGUUACUAUGCUACCCAAUUCUGGGGAUACCAAGACACCGUUCUCGCCGAGGCCGGUUACCAGCUCUACGCCAAGUGCUUGAUCGUCGGAGCUAUCGAUUUCAUCUUCGGCGAGAAAGCUCUCGCCUGGUUUGAAAACAACGAUAUCCGCACUAUCGCCAAUGGAGCCAUUACCGCUUCAGGUCGCACCAGCGCCGCGGUUGACUCCUGGUAUGUGAUCAACAACUCCAACAUUGCCAAUCUCAACAACAAUCUCACUCCAUACAACAACUAUCUCGGACGACCAUGGAGAGAUUACGCACGUGUUGUUUUCCAAAACAGUUUCUUGGGUGACAACAUCAAGGCGGCCGGAUGGCAAGAGUGGAGUACCUCGACUCCAAACACUGACGGAGUUACUUUCGGAGAAUACAACAACUACGGACCUGGAAGCGUUCUCGAAGAAGGCCCUCGCGCAAACUUCAGCUCCCAAUUAACCGCUCCCAUCGACAUCACCACCGUCUUGGGCCCAUCCUACACUAGCGAGUUCUACUACGAUGCUAGUUACAUGUAA
Molecule: messenger RNA, 1047 nt
Organism: Botrytis byssoidea
Lineage: Eukaryota; Fungi; Ascomycota; Leotiomycetes; Helotiales; Sclerotiniaceae
Exons: 2
Coding region: 1-1047 (348 amino acids)
Biological process (GO): cell wall modification
Molecular function (GO): pectinesterase activity
Source: RefSeq, a predicted model, not a curated record